This is a messenger RNA of Linum tenue, 1587 nucleotides long. The record is from the annotation of a GenBank genome assembly. NCBI's taxonomy places the organism in Eukaryota, Viridiplantae, Streptophyta, Magnoliopsida, Malpighiales, Linaceae.
AUGUCAAAACCGUGUCGGCACCUCAAACCCUAUCUCAAACGGAACCAGGAUGGUAUAAAUACGAGAAUAUCAAUGUCUGGUUUUGCCAAGUUUCCCUUCCGCAGCCGAUUUCCCUCUCCAACAACUGGUGCUCGCCGGAAUCGUUUGCCGCCAUGGGGAGAACCAGCAAGGUGUUACCGUCAGAUCAAGAACAAGCCGUACCCGAAAUCCCGCUUCUGCCGUGGUGUCCCUGACCCCAAAAUCAGGAUCUACGAUGUCGGGAUGAAGAAGAAGGGAGUCGAUGAGUUCCCCUUCUGCGUCCACUUGGUGUCGUGGGAGAAGGAGAAUGUUUCCAGCGAGGCUCUCGAGGCUGCCCGUAUCGCAUGUAACAAGUACAUGACCAAGACGGCAGGCAAAGACGCCUUCCAUUUGAGGGUCCGUGUCCACCCGUUCCAUGUCCUGCGUAUUAACAAGAUGCUUUCGUGUGCUGGAGCUGAUAGGCUCCAGACUGGUAUGAGGGGUGCCUUCGGCAAGCCUCAAGGUGUCUGUGCUAGGGUGGCGAUCGGGCAAGUUUUGCUAUCGGUUCGCUGCAAGGACAACAACAGCAAUCAUGCUCAGGAGGCUCUUCGACGUGCCAAGUUCAAGUUCCCUGGUCGUCAAAAGAUCAUUGUCAGCAGAAAAUGGUAAUGUCUUAAGUUAUAAUGUUGUGGCAUUAUAUUGCAUUUUGAUUACACAUCUCGUUGCUUGCUGUUAUUCUGAGUUAGAAGAUACAUGUGUAGUCAUGGCUAUGCUAUCACUUUAGGAUGAUUUGUCUGUUAACUUGAGAUACUUCGCUCAAUAGUCUUUCCUUAUAAAUUAGCAUUAGGGGGUGGUUAGGAUUGAUUGUUAGCAUAUAUGGAUUAGUAUAAAAUGAUGUAUUUGAAUUAGAUGUGUUUGUUCAAAUAGAUAGUUCUGGGAUCCUUUUUGGUCCAGAUGAGUGAUUUGUAGAAGUUGGUUCUCUAAAGUCUAUAGGAAGAGAUUUCACACAUCUCUCCCUUUAUGAGGAUUUGAACUCUCCGGGAAGUUCAAAUCCAUCCAUUUGACACUUUCUUUUGUCCAUUCAAGCAAUGUUUUAGUACAAUCUCUGGCAACCCCUCAUGGAAACUACCUGUAAAUGUUUAUGUGGGUGGUUGAAUGACCAUUGCCUAGUUACUGAAUAAUACGUUCUCAUUUGUGGGUAAAUUUUGUGGCAAGCAGGGGGUUCACUAAGUUCAAUCGUGCUGACUAUGUGAGAUUGAAGCAAGAGCAGAGGAUUUUGCCUGAUGGUGUCAAUGCUAAGCUUCUUGGAUGCCAUGGACCAUUGGCGAAAAGGUUGCCUGGACAAGCGUUCUUGACGUCUGCUGUCAAUGCUUAGAACUGUGUUAUCCUCUUCUAUAGCAGUUAAUCUUCCCGUUGUUUUCUGCAUUUUGUGUUGGGUUGAAUUCGCUUUGCCCUUUGUUAUAUCAGGGUCUACAAAACCUUUGUUCAUUGUUUUUUUUUGUCACCAUGCAACUUUGUACUUCUAGUUCCGUUCUCACCCUACUAUGGAACAUAUUCACCUUGUUUUUGCUUCAAGAUUCAUCGUCAUUA